Messenger RNA from Coregonus clupeaformis (lake whitefish), 2282 nucleotides. Its product is annotated as GTP-binding protein SAR1b. Gene Ontology annotation, cellular component: COPII vesicle coat; endoplasmic reticulum exit site. Lineage: Eukaryota; Metazoa; Chordata; Actinopteri; Salmoniformes; Salmonidae. The transcript has 7 exons. Gene Ontology annotation, molecular function: GTPase activity; GTP binding. Bases 177 to 773 code for a protein of 198 amino acids. The record is from RefSeq and is a predicted model, not a curated record. Gene Ontology annotation, biological process: membrane organization; vesicle organization; endoplasmic reticulum to Golgi vesicle-mediated transport.
CCUGAGGACAGCCAUUUCUGUGUCGUGGCUCUCUAACAAAACACGAAGGUGGAGUGGAAGACGUGAAUUGCUGGCUCUCAUUUGACCACAAGGCCGAUUUUCAUGAUUUUAAGAGCAAAUAUAUUUAGUCAAUUGAUCUACACUUAGAUAGCUAACGGGAUUCACCAGCUCCGGAUAUGUCCUUCAUAUUUGAUUGGAUUUAUAGUGGUUUCAGUAGCGUACUGCAGUUUCUAGGACUGUACAAGAAAUCGGGCAAGUUAGUAUUUCUUGGACUGGACAAUGCUGGCAAGACAACGCUACUGCACAUGCUCAAAGAUGACAGAUUGGGACAGCAUGUGCCAACUUUACAUCCAACCUCGGAAGAGCUGACGAUCGCUGGCAUGACCUUCACCACCUUUGACCUUGGAGGCCAUGCACAAGCUCGCAGAGUGUGGAAAAACUACCUCCCCGCCAUCAACGGCAUAGUCUUCCUUGUGGAUUGCGCGGACAUACCGAGAUUGGCUGAGUCCAAAACAGAACUUGAUGCACUAAUGACAGAUGAGACCAUUGGAAACGUGCCUAUCCUGGUCCUCGGCAACAAGAUUGACAGACCAGAAGCCAUCAGUGAGGAGAAACUGCGUGAGCUGUUUGGAUUGUAUGGACAGACAACAGGCAAGGGCAACAUUCCAAUGAAGGAGCUGAACACGAGACCACUGGAGUUGUUCAUGUGCAGCGUGCUGAAGAGGCAGGGCUACGGGGAGGGCUUCCGCUGGCUCUCCCAGUACAUCGACUAGAGCCCCGGCAGCAGGAGGCGCUAUAGGGAGACUCCCCCACUUCUACCACCACCGCCACCACACUCAGUCCCAUGUUUGGUUUAUAAAGUCUGCCUCCGCUAUCAGAAAAGAUGGUACAACUUGAACCCAAUAGACUUUUAUUGGUCUCUGGAACAUUUUUUUUUUUUGUGGCUUUUUUUCCUCUUUACUCUCUUUUUCUAAGAGAAUUAACAUAGCAUCGAUUGUGCAGAAGUGUUUAAAAAAAAUUCUAACUGAUGAAUAUUUUCUAUUCUGUUUCAAUCUUUUCACCUCCCCCAGUGACAUCUGUUGGUGUGAUAAAUGCAUUAUAACUGUCAAUCUGUAAAUGAAUCUAAUGGUAUAGGCCCACCGUACCCUUACAGCACAUUUUGAGCAAUGAGACAGAGCUGAGUAGUUGUACACGUCGCAAUACACUUUUUUAACAGGAAAGACAACAUGCAGACGUGACUCGUGUUUAAUCGUCAUGUUUCAUUCAUGUAUUUUUUUUUCAUCCUAUAUAUAUUUUUUACAUUAUUUCAAUAAACAUAGAAAGAAAUGUGGUCAUGUAGACAGCAGCACUCACCCUUAUGUGGCUGUGUCAUACUCUUAUAUUAUCCAGAGCCCUGCAUUGAUCUACAUUAAUGUAUUGGAAACACUUAAAUUCCUUAGGAGGUUGUCACUUAUUGGCAUUUAAGAGGAUCACAUUUCAAUAACACUGCACUGACUAGUCCCAGGCUCCAAGACAUGAGUGGAGGUAGGCCAAAGGGUUGUAGGCAGCAUGGACCUCUCAGGGUCCACAUGCAGUGGCAUGAGAAGAUGGUAGAAAGGAACAUGGACCACAAUGGGAGGGGACAUUUUAAUUCAUAAGAAGUAAAAGGAAAGUAAUUAUUGGCUAUAUAACCAUCUCUUUGAGUCUGAGGUUCGAAGUUGAAAUUGUUAGCUAGCAGACAAGAUCAGAAAGAUGAUAUUUAACUGUGAAUUAAAUGAUUGAAAAUAGCUUGAUAACAUGCAGUAAAAAGUGAUUGGCACAAUGUUAGAAAGCCAUCUUACAGAUGAGUUCCCCUGAGCAGACCCGAACGGGAUGAAUACAUUGACCAAGUUAGAUAUGAGGAAUAGUCCACGAGUGGGAACGGAUAGGCAAACGACAACCUGUAAGGGACUAUAUAAAAUGUACAUGCCCACCAUACAUAGAUUUUUUUUAAAUAAGCGGUUUCCUUGUUCAAUGUGCAUUUAUAAAACAACUAUUAUGCAUGCCGUGUAUUUUUAUUUUUAAGGACCAUUACAGAAGUACAACACGAGGGAGCAAAUGCCAAAUUACAAUGUAGAGAAUUGAGUGCUUAUCUCAAUUGUUUUAUUUUUAAGAACCAUAAUGGAAUGGCGCAUAAUACUUUUUUUGUUCUGUCCCUUUGCGUCUCUUUAUUCUCUCAUAUUCCAUGAGCUGUUCCGAUAAGGGAGAGACUUUCUGUUUGCAUCAUAAAUUGAAAUAAAUGUUUGCAAUGAAUAACAGGUUAA